AUAAGAUGAAAUACGGAAAAAGAAGAAGAAGAAGAAUAAGAAGUUUUAUGGUGAGACGAAAAUAUUUAAUUAUAUGCGUGGAAUUCUUAAGAGAACGAUAUUCUUACAAUAAUUUAUUCGCAUAACGUAAAGGGGAGAAAAAAAAUAUAUUAACGAAUACGAAUAAAUUGAAUAAAUAGACGAGAUCAAUAAUAAUUAGAACGAAAAAUGUCACUUAUUGAGAAGAACAAUGUUUCAUCUAUCGGUGAUUAUUUGUCUUUGGAAGAUAACGAAUAUAUAGCAUCGGUCGUUCCUUAUUUAUCUGGAUAUACAAAUUUUAUUUCGAAUAAUUUUAAUGAAACGCCUACGACAAUCAUACAAUCAAGUCGAAAGAAUUUGCUCGAACAUUUAAUCGUACCACUAUACGGUAUUAUCUUUUUUCUAUCUAUUGUUGGAAAUUGUUUAGUGUUGAUUACUUUGGCACGAAACAAACGAAUGAGAACGGUGACCAACGUUUAUCUAUUAAAUUUGGCUGUGUCAGAUUUGUUGCUCGGCGUAUUCUGCAUGCCAUUUACUUUAUUGGGACAAAUGUUAAAGAAUUUUGUCUUUGGCUUAACAAUCUGCAAAUUGAUAUCAUAUUUCCAAGUUGUCUCAGUUUCCGUUGGGGUUUGGACACUGGUUGCUAUUUCCUUAGAACGAUAUUUUGCUAUUUGUCGACCAUUAAAGUCACGUCGUUGGCAAACCCAAUUUCAUGCUUAUAAAAUGAUCGUCGUUGUUUGGGUUUUAUGUCUUACAUGGAACGUACCGAUACUUAUUGUUUCACAAAUUCAAAAUAUUACCGGAGGAAGAAGAAAAUGCAGAGAAGUAUGGGCGAGCAUUGGAACAGAACGCGUAUACAAUUUAUUUUCAGACGGAACGUUACUUCUUUUACCUCUAAUCCUUAUGACCAUGGCAUAUUCUUUAAUCGCUAUUAAACUUUGGCGAGGACUUAAGAGAGAGAUGACACAAAAUUUUAAAUGCCAACGCAAACUAAAGAAAAGUGGAGCCACAUCGUCAUCUACUGCGAAUAGUUCAACUAUGAAAAAUAGGAAACAUGAAUCUAAUGUUACGAUAGUUGUCAAGGCGUGUAAUUCAACGAGGGUACGUGUACCGCAACAAACAAGAAUGGAUACCAUGAUGCUAGGUGUUACAAACUGUGAAGAAUCAACCGAAUCAAAGACAGAAAGCGUUUCUCAACUUGGAACCAACAGAAAUUGUCUUUCAUCGAAUAGAAAUUCGAACAAAUCGAAGAACGAGAAUUCCAAAAAUUCCAAUUCUUCUUGCCCGCUAGGUAGACAGCACGUUGUACGAACUAAUCAAAUUAACAAAAGCAUCGAAUCGAAGAAAAAGGUGAUUAGAAUGCUAUUUGUUAUAGUUUUGGAAUUUUUCGUUUGCUGGGCACCUUUGCACGUAGUCAAUACGUGGUACCUAUUCACUCCAGAAUUAGUUUACUCCAUGGUUGGGAGUACUGGAAUCAGUUUGAUACAAUUGUUAGCGUAUAUUUCAAGUUGCUGCAAUCCAAUUACGUAUUGCUUUAUGAACAAAAAAUUUCGUCAAGCAUUUUUUGGCGUCUUUCAUUGUCAUCGUUGCUGGAGAAUAAAAUGGAGAAACAGUGAUGUUCCCAUGUCUACAGGAGGCAAAACCAGAAAAAUUGGCAACAAUAAUGAAUUUAGUGGCAACGAGUCGACCAUGUGUCUAAGGAAAACUUCUUUUUUAGCAAAAACCGAAGUAGUUCAGCUUUUAGAAGAAAAAGAUCGGGCCUAACAUCAAGCGAUCAAAUAACAGGGCAAAGAAAGAAUGAGAUGUUUUCAAACGGGUACCAACUAAAACAAAGAAUUUUUUUCGAAAAUAGGAGACAACGUUGAAAGGAAAUACUCGUAGAACGAAUAAAAACAAACCGUUGAAUUUCGUGCUACGAAAUGUUUUGCUGAGCAUGGUCAUUCUGUACGAACAAUCUCCGAUUUUUUUGACUGAAAACUUUGAUAUCAGCAAAUAAUUGAGAACAUACUUUUCGUAGAGUAUUAAAAGGUUCACACCUUUCUUCACAAAGAAAAUAAUAUAAUAUAAAUAAAAAAAUAAUAAUAAAAUAUGUGUUUGUCACGUGGGUAGUAAUAAUAUUGUAUAUCGUAUUUUAAAUAUUUUCUUUUUUGUCGAUUUUACGAUUAACAAAUUUUGCAUCAAUUUUGUAUUAGAAUUUAGAACAUUAAACACGAAA
Molecule: messenger RNA, 2233 nt
Organism: Polistes canadensis
Lineage: Eukaryota; Metazoa; Arthropoda; Insecta; Hymenoptera; Vespidae
Product: cholecystokinin receptor type A-like
Exons: 9
Coding region: 208-1782 (524 amino acids)
Biological process (GO): neuropeptide signaling pathway
Cellular component (GO): membrane
Molecular function (GO): neuropeptide receptor activity
Source: RefSeq, a predicted model, not a curated record